GUCACUACUCGCUACAUCAGUGACCAGUGUAUUUUCAGCUGCCGGUGGCACGUCAGUCGUGUUCGCGCCACCUUCUCGACCGUUAUAGCACGCGCAUCACAUCGGUGGUCGGUGUCUGAUUUUUCGAUACAAGUCCUAGAAGUCGUCCUCAGAAAACAUGCCGAACAUAAUUAAUGAGGUGAAGUUGGACUUCAAAGACGUGCUUCUCAGGCCGAAAAGAAGCACACUGAAGACCCGGGCUCAAGUAGACUUGUUCCGACAUAUUACGUUUCGUAACUCCAAGCGCACUUAUCAGGGUAUACCGAUGAUGGCAUCCAAUAUGGACACUGUCGGAACAUUCGAAAUGGCAGCUGCCCUGGGAAAACAUGGGAUAUUUACUACAGUUCACAAAUACUACGAACCUGCUGAAUGGUUAGAGUUUGCUAACAACAAUAAAGAAAUUUUACCACACAUAGCUGUUACUUGUGGUAUAAAUGACCAUGAAUUUGAAAAACUAAAAAAUAUAUUGGAAGCCGUACCAGAUAUAUCUUUUAUCUGCCUCGAUGUGGCUAACGGUUACACUCAACAAUUUGUGGAUAUUGUUCGGAAAACUCGUACAGCAUACCCACAACAUACAAUAAUUGCCGGCAACGUGGUUACUGGUGAAAUGGUUGAAGAAUUAAUUUUGUCUGGUGCUGAUAUCAUUAAAGUUGGUAUUGGCCCUGGAUCAGUAUGUACCACACGUAUUAAGACGGGCGUGGGCUAUCCUCAGUUAAGUACGGUUAUUGAAUGUGCUGAUGCUGCUCAUGGUCUACAAGGACAUAUUAUUUCUGAUGGUGGAUGUGUUUGUCCUGGAGAUGUCGCCAAAGCAUUCGGUGCUGGAGCAGAUUUUGUUAUGCUUGGUGGAAUGCUAGCUGGACAUGAUCAAAAUGGAGGCGAAUUAACUAUUAAACCAAAUGGUACUAAGUGUAAAUUAUUUUAUGGUAUGAGUUCGUUAACCGCGAUGAAGAAACACGCUGGUGGUAAGGCAGAAUAUAGAGCUGCAGAAGGGAAAGCCGUUGAAGUACCAUACAGAGGUGAUGUAAAUGAUACUAUUCUUGAUAUACUUGGUGGACUUCGUUCAGCAUGUACCUAUACUGGAGCUCAUACAUUAAAAGAGUUGCCUAAGCGUGCCACAUUUAUUCGAUGCACUCAACAAGUGAACUCUGUGUACUCCAACAUAACUACUCGAGAAUAAAUAACAUUACUGUCCCAUACUCUUGUAUAAUGUAUAUUGUAUAAUUAGGUACAUAAACCUUUUAACAAAAAGGUAUUUAUUUACCUAAUACAAUAUGGUAUUAUACUCAAUUAUUGGUUCUAUAGCAUAAUUUAUUCCAGUCACAUUUUACAUUACCUGAGCGCCUGUAGAAUUUAAGACUGUAUUUUUACAGGAUGUUUAAUAAUUUUUUAUUUUUACUAAUGUAAUUUCAAUUUUGUGAUAGAAAUAUUUUCUCAUUGUUAUUAAUAUUAUUUUACUAUUCAUAAUCAAUCAUUAGUUACUAUAGUUAGUGAGGUUAACAUUUAAUUAUAAAUACAAUUUAGGUUAGUUCUGGUAAUUUUAAAAGUUUUUAAAUAAUUACAAUUUUUUCUCAGUAGUUUGGUGCAUAAAAUAUUAUACUUUAUUUAUUUAUUAUAGUUGUUGAUUGACCUAAAAACCAAAAAAUAAUUAAAAUGCUACUCAAUGUAAGUCUAUAACUGUGAUGUGAUUUUUGUUUCUAUAUUUGGGAAUAUCUUUAGUUAUAUAACUUAUAAGUUUUAAAAAUGUGUGUAAAGAUGUAUUAGUUACCUAUGUUUAUCUUUUAUUGGUUUCUAAUCCUAUUUAAGAUCUGACUACAAUCGAAUAAUUUAAUGCUAAUGAUUAAUAAUUAUUAGACAAUAAAAAAAAAAAUGAAUUUGAUUUGAA
This is a messenger RNA of Myzus persicae (green peach aphid), 1921 nucleotides long. RefSeq names its product GMP reductase 1-like. Bases 158 to 1216 code for a protein of 352 amino acids. Gene Ontology annotation, molecular function: GMP reductase activity. The transcript is spliced from 6 exons. Gene Ontology annotation, cellular component: GMP reductase complex. Gene Ontology annotation, biological process: nucleotide metabolic process. Lineage: Eukaryota; Metazoa; Arthropoda; Insecta; Hemiptera; Aphididae. The record is from RefSeq and is a predicted model, not a curated record.